Papilio polytes (common Mormon) is the source of this 2414-nucleotide messenger RNA. It is a transcript of the gene Galk, whose product is annotated as N-acetylgalactosamine kinase. Gene Ontology annotation, cellular component: cytoplasm; cytosol. The record is from RefSeq and is a predicted model, not a curated record. Gene Ontology annotation, biological process: carbohydrate phosphorylation; galactose metabolic process. The coding region runs from base 525 to 1985 and encodes 486 amino acids. Gene Ontology annotation, molecular function: galactokinase activity; ATP binding. The transcript has a single exon. NCBI's taxonomy places the organism in Eukaryota, Metazoa, Arthropoda, Insecta, Lepidoptera, Papilionidae.
GGAAUACCAUUAAAAUAAAAAUUCGGCUUUAUCUGAUUGUUUGAACCUAAACCUGCUCUUUUUGCACCUUCCAAAGUAGUUAAACACACAUUUGUACUUCCCGUUGCAUUUUAACUAGUGUGUAUUUGUGAUGUGAUGCUAACUUGCUGACGUCAGUGCGACGGCGCAAGACGCUUCGUGGAUGUUUCAAUGCAUAGCAUUAGUUAGUUAUAGGUUAUGUUUACAAUGUUAGGUACGUAUUUUUUCGCGUUUUAGUUAUAAUAUUACAAUAGUCAUGUUUCGUAAAUAUUAUGAAAACUUAUAUUUGCUUUAAAACUGCUUCAACGUAUUAUUAAAUAAUGAAAAAUAAACAGUCGACACAUUCAGGCAAUUUAACUUGUUAAGAUUACACGUAGUCGGUCGCAUAUUACAAUGAACGAAAUGGAUUAUAUUGCUGAGUUCCAGUACUGAUAACGAGACAUUUCAGUAACAAGUUUGCUGUGAUACAGUGCGGUGUUGUGUGUUUUGUUUACAUAUUUGUCAUAAUGGGCGACAACGUCAAUAAUGUGCCUAUUUUAAACAUUCCUGGUAAUGAAAGAAUAUUAAAAUUAAGUGAACAAUUUUAUAAUGAUUUUGGCAGCAAACCUUAUUAUUACGUCCGUGUGCCGGGGCGUGUUAAUAUUAUCGGGGAACAUAUUGACUACUGUGGAUAUCCGGUGUUGCCUAUGGCUCUGGAACAGGAUAUAUUGAUGGCAGCAAAUAUUAUAGACGAGCCAAAACUAUCCUUACGGAACGCAGACAAUAAAUAUAAAAGUGUUGAUAUAAAAAUAAAUACGCAAGAACUUGAUAUCGAACCAGAUUUGAAUGGAAAACCUUUUUGGUAUAAUUACAUUUUAUGUGGAAUUAAAGGAGCGAUGGAACACUUGAAAAGUAGCGAAUGGAAAGGUCUUCAGCUUUACGUUGACGGUAAUAUUCCUCCCGCGUCAGGCUUAUCUAGUUCUUCGGCGCUUGUGAGUGCAGCUUGUUUAGCGUUUCUGUACGCUCAAAAUGGUACGCUGGAUAAGACUGAAAUUGCUUCAUUGUGCGCCAAAAGUGAACGGUACAUAGGAACACAAGGCGGAGGCAUGGAUCAAGCUAUUGCAUUUCUCGCAAAGAAAUAUAGCGCUCAAUACAUUACUUUUCAACCAUUGAACGCAACACCAGUCGCAUUACCAGAAGACGCCGCAUUUGUUGUAGCUCAUAGUUUAGCUGAAGCUAACAAAGCUGCAACUAAUGAUUUUAAUAGACGCGUAAUAGAAUGCAGAUUAGCAGCUAAAAUUAUAUCCAAGUUAUCCGGCUUAACUUGUGAAGGGAAAAUUUUAACCCUUAGUCAGCUUCAAAGAAACCUUAAUAAUAACUUGGAAGAGAUGAUAGAACUAGUCCUGAAGUAUCUACCUCAAGAAAUAUAUACGAAAAAGGAAGUCUGUGACAUCCUAACUAUGAAGGAAGAAGAAAUUGAUGAAUUAUUCUUAACUAGCAAUACGAAGCAUUUAACCGAAUUCAAACUUAAGCAACGAGCUCUUCACGUUUACCAAGAAGCUCAGAGAGUUGAAGAAUUUCGUAAAAUAUGUUCACAGUCUGAAUUGGGACACAAUACCAUGAACGGGGCCACGAAUGGGUCGGGAAAUGGUCAUAUUAAUUCUAAUAAUUCAGAAGUAUUGCUAGCACUUGGAAGACUGAUGUCUGAAAGCCAUGAGAGUUUAAAAACCUUGUAUGAAUGUUCCCAUCAAAACUUAGACCAUCUUGUUAAUAUAUCUAAAAAAUUCGAUAUCAAUUCUCGACUGACGGGCGCAGGUUGGGGAGGGUGUAUUGUCGCUCUUUGUCCAAAGGAAAAAGUUGAACAGUACAUAGAAUUAUUAAAAGACGAGUUUUAUGUAAAAUAUUGCAAAUUGGACAAAAAGAGCGCAGAGUCGUACGUUUUCGCAACAACUCCAAAUCAUGGGGCUUUGAUAUAUGGAAAUAUAUAAAGAAAUGCAAUAAAUCUACUAUUGAAGUUCACCAUUUUUUUAAGGUAAAUGCAAAGAAGGCUAAGAUUCAUAUUUUGUAAUACAAAUUGUAUGAAUAAUGGUAUUUACUUGGUUAUUUAAUUUGUUAGAUUCUACGCCAUAUACGCAUUUAUUUAUGAUUUUACUGAUUAUCUAUUUCAUUAAAUGUAUCCAACUGCGAGAUGAAGAUGAAAUAUAUUUGAAUUCUGCAGUAUUAUUUAAAAAUGUAAACGUAAAACAUCAAAUCAAUUUAAAUUGUAAUCGGAAUAUCAAUUCCAAGGUAAUAUGUUGUAAAGUUUGAGGUGAUAUUUUAGAUUUUGCAUAUUUGUGUCAUAAUAUUUCGUAAUUGUUCACCUGCAAUAAGAUUUUCGAUUAGUUGAGCUUUUGUUAGUUGUGAAACAUUUUAGAAUA